AUGGCGGAUAUGCCAAUCAGUUACCCUCCGGGGCGCCCUAAGCCUACAUCGGCAUUUCUACCACCCCAUGAUUCGACCAGAUACGUACCAGACAGAGUGUCCUCGCUGGCUGCGUGGCUGGCAUCCCGUCGAAAGGAUGUUUCGAGGAAAGACCUCAAAGGCAUGGAUUUGAACUGCAUGUUAUGCGAGUACCCAAUGUGCGACUAUUGGACCAGGGUAAAGACAUCGGACCUUCUAGCCGCAGACACGACCCCAAGCUCGAAUCGACCGUCGCCUCUCAUCUACCCGGAGAUACCUCAUACGUGCUGUACUCUCGUGCAAUACUGUGAACACGCUGUACGCAUCGACUCGCACGGAUGCGGACACUACGUCGGCUACAGGUGUCUACGGAACUGGAUUAUUGCAGGCUUCAAUUGGUGCCGAUUUUGCGGCGCAGAGUGGUUUCUAAAGGAGCCGAGUCGGACGAGAAGGAGAGCGGCUUUGAAGGAGAGUUUGCCAAUCGAUUUCUGUAUGAACCUCGAGGCCACCGUCAUUGAAAGCGAAGACGACCAGAAGCCCGGAAGAAAUGACGGUGCUGUGGGAAGGGGCAUGUGGAAGAAUAUUUAUACCAGGGAGAUGGCGAGGUUGGCAAUGGCCGGUUACACGGUGGAUACGAAGAGUUCAAAGAAACAGGUGCUGAAGAUGGAUCCUACAUUUUUUCAUGCUCAAGGUAGAUUGAGAGAUGAGGACCAAGACAGUCUUGGUGGUGUGCCUGCAACCAAGGGGGCGGAGAGCGGCGGCCGCGCCGUCCUCGCCGUGGUCAUGACAGCUGACUCACACAGCUCACGCCAUGGUUCUCAGGCCAUAUACUAUUAA
Messenger RNA from Pyrenophora tritici-repentis Pt-1C-BFP, 855 nucleotides. RefSeq lists its product as uncharacterized. The record is from RefSeq and is a predicted model, not a curated record. Lineage: Eukaryota; Fungi; Ascomycota; Dothideomycetes; Pleosporales; Pleosporaceae.